Messenger RNA from Erinaceus europaeus (western European hedgehog), 4582 nucleotides. It is a transcript of the gene TLK1, whose product is annotated as tousled like kinase 1. Gene Ontology annotation, molecular function: ATP binding; protein serine/threonine kinase activity. The transcript is spliced from 21 exons. Gene Ontology annotation, cellular component: nucleus. The coding region runs from base 628 to 2925 and encodes 765 amino acids. The record is from RefSeq and is a predicted model, not a curated record. Gene Ontology annotation, biological process: peptidyl-serine phosphorylation; intracellular signal transduction; chromosome segregation. Lineage: Eukaryota; Metazoa; Chordata; Mammalia; Eulipotyphla; Erinaceidae.
CCCUCCCCCACCCGCCCCCAACCCCUGGCAGGUCCCUCCCCCCGUGCCCGCUCCCUUGGCCGCCGUGGCCGCCGCUACCGGAGGCGCAGGAGCCUCGCGAUAGUGUUUGCACAGGCGGCGCGUGACGCCUCCGCCGCCUGUAACUGAUGCAGAGGUUACCCCGCCGCCUCAGCCGCCACCCACCGCCCGCCGCCGCUGCCGCCGCCGCCCGGGCGACGCCGGGGGCCGACGCACUGCAGAGGUGCCGGCAGGUUCCGCCCGCGGAAGUGUCCCUGGUCGGCGCAGCCCGCGCCCCGACCCCGGCUCCGGCGGGCGCCCCCUCGACGCCUCUCCUCUGCCGCCUCUGCCGCCGCCGCCGCUCUCUCCCUCCGCCUCUUUCCCGGCGCACCCGCCCGCUCGCUCUCUUCUCCCCCUUCGCCUCCUCCCCGUCCCCUCUCCUCCCCUCACCUCUUCCCUCCCUACCUCCCCUCUUCUUGGUUUCCUCCCCCAUCCCCUUGACUCUCCCCUCCCUGCCCUCGCUCCCUCGCUCGCCCUCAGCGCGGUCCCCGCCAUGACGGAGGCGGGUGCCGGUGCCGUUGCCGCCGCUGCCGUCGCAGGGGGGGAGUUGGGUUCCCAGAAAGUAGCUUGAUGAGUGUCCAAAGUAGCAGUGGAAGUUUGGAGGGGCCGCCAUCUUGGUCCCAGCUCUCCACGUCUCCAACCCCGGGCUCGGCGGCGGCGGCCAGGUCCCUGCUGAAUCACACGCCGCCAUCCGGGAGGCCCAGGGAAGGUGCAAUGGAUGAGCUGCAUAGUCUGGAUCCAAGAAGACAAGAAUUAUUGGAAGCUAGAUUUACGGGAGUUGCGAGUGGGAGCACUGGGAGUACUGGCAGUUGCAGUGUUGGAGCGAAAGCCUCAACAAAUAAUGAAAGCUCUAAUCACAGUUUUGGAAGCUUGGGAUCUUUAAGUGACAAAGAAUCAGAGACACCAGAGAAGAAGCAAUCAGAAUCAUCCAGAGGGAGAAAGAGAAAAGCAGAAAACCAGAAUGAAAGUAGUCAGGGAAAAAGUAUUGGGGGUCGUGGCCACAAAAUUAGCGACUAUUUUGAAUACCAAGGUGGAAAUGGCUCAAGUCCAGUAAGAGGCAUACCUCCUGCAAUCCGUUCUCCUCAGAAUUCACAUUCACAUUCCACUCCUUCAUCUGUUCGACCGAAUAGCCCCUCUCCUACUGCAUUAGCUUUUGGGGACCACCCUAUUUUGCAACCAAAGCAGUUAUCCUUUAAAAUUACUCAGACUGAUCUCACAAUGCUGAAAUUAGCAGCAUUAGAAAGUAAUAAAAGCCAAGACCUAGAAAAGAAGGAAGGUCGAAUAGAUGACUUGCUCAGGGCUAACUGUGAUCUCAGAAGACAAAUAGAUGAACAACAAAAAUUACUUGAAAAAUAUAAAGAGCGAUUAAAUAAGUGCAUCUCAAUGAGCAAGAAACUGCUCAUUGAAAAGAGUACACAAGAAAAACUGUCAAGCAGAGAGAAGAGUAUGCAAGACAGAUUACGCCUUGGGCACUUUACAACAGUUAGACACGGUGCUUCAUUUACUGAACAAUGGACAGAUGGUUUUGCAUUUCAGAAUCUUGUGAAGCAACAAGAAUGGGUAAAUCAACAAAGGGAAGACAUAGAAAGGCAAAGGAAACUUCUAGCCAAACGCAAACCUCCCACAGCUAAUAAUUCUCAGGCACUCUCUACUAAUUCUGAACCAAAACAAAGGAAAAACAAAGCUGUCAAUGGAGCAGAAAAUGAUCCUUUUGUUAGACCAAAUUUACCACAACUGUUGACUUUGGCAGAAUAUCAUGAACAGGAAGAAAUUUUCAAACUUAGACUAGGACAUCUCAAAAAGGAAGAAGCAGAAAUUCAGGCAGAGCUUGAACGGUUGGAAAGAGUCAGAAAUCUUCAUAUUCGAGAGCUUAAAAGGAUAAACAAUGAAGAUAAUUCACAGUUCAAAGAUCACCCAACAUUAAAUGAAAGAUAUUUAUUACUUCAUCUGCUUGGUAGAGGUGGCUUUAGUGAAGUGUAUAAGGCUUUUGACCUUUAUGAACAAAGAUAUGCUGCUGUGAAGAUACAUCAACUUAAUAAAAGCUGGAGAGAUGAGAAGAAGGAAAAUUAUCACAAACAUGCUUGCAGAGAGUAUAGAAUACACAAAGAACUGGAUCAUCCCAGAAUAGUUAAACUUUAUGAUUAUUUCUCCUUGGAUACAGACACGUUUUGUACAGUAUUGGAAUACUGUGAAGGCAAUGACUUGGAUUUCUAUCUGAAACAACACAAAUUAAUGACAGAGAAAGAGGCUAGGUCUAUUGUAAUGCAGAUUGUAAAUGCACUAAGAUAUCUCAAUGAAAUCAAACCACCCAUUAUACAUUAUGAUCUUAAGCCAGGAAACAUCCUUCUAGUAGAUGGAACAGCAUGUGGAGAAAUCAAAAUCACUGAUUUUGGUCUGUCCAAGAUUAUGGAUGAUGAUAGCUAUGGUGUAGAUGGGAUGGAUCUCACUUCCCAAGGAGCCGGCACUUACUGGUAUUUACCUCCUGAGUGUUUUGUAGUUGGAAAAGAGCCACCAAAGAUUUCCAACAAGGUUGACGUGUGGUCAGUUGGAGUCAUCUUCUUUCAGUGUCUUUAUGGUAGAAAGCCAUUUGGUCACAAUCAAUCUCAACAAGACAUUCUUCAAGAAAAUACAAUAUUAAAAGCCACAGAAGUUCAGUUCCCUGUAAAACCAGUUGUAAGCAGCGAAGCAAAGGCCUUUAUAAGACGAUGUUUGGCAUAUAGAAAAGAAGACAGAUUUGAUGUACACCAACUGGCAAAUGAUCCAUACCUUCUCCCACACAUGAGAAGAUCAAAUUCUUCAGGAAAUUUACACAUGGCUGGGCUGACAGCAUCCCCUACACCCCCUUCUUCAAGUAUCAUUACUUACUGACUGUCCUCCAAAUUUAGCAUGAUAUGUUUGAAUUGCUUCCAGAUGUAUACUUGAGUUUGAAAGCAUUUGAGUGUUUUUUGGUUGUUUUGUUUUUUUAAUUUUUUUUAACAUAGCACAUGGUUGAGAACUGAAAUUCUUCAUAGCAUCAUUGGUAUGAGAUGGAUCAUGGACAAUGAAUAAAUGUACAUUUUUUCCUAUAACCUUGAGCAGUGAAGGAUGAUUGCCUGAUGCAUAAAAAUGGGAAUACCAUGUUAACAUAGAAGAAAAAUAGUUUGGGGGAACAUUGUAAAUAACGUUUGUAAUACUUAAAUACAUUUGAUUGCUACUAGAGAGUUCUAAUAUGAAGGGUAGUUUUUCAUUAUUUAAAAACACAUGAAAAAAAAGUAUGAGACAUUUCUAACACAAGAACUAUAGUGCCUGGAUACAUUCUUCAGCAUUUGGCAGUUAAUCUGCUGAAACCAAAGUAAGAACCGAAUGACAGUGACAGUUGUGUUUCCUAGUAGUAGAAUGUGAGUUAGACUUUUUUGGACAAAGUUAGACUGUUAUUUGCCUGUUCUGGAUUUUACCAGGUUGUACCUUGAAAUUACAUGUCCAUUACCCGCUCCCUUCCCCCGCCCCCCAUACACACAUGGGUUAUGUUACAGGAAGAACUAUACCUAAAAAAUACUUUUACACCUUGGACAAAAUGAGCUGCUUAUCUUGAAAUCACUUGAAUUCAUAAAAUUGUUUUCAACAUGUUAGAAUUGUUACGAGUUAUUUUGUUUUAUUUCCAGGCCUUGCUCAUUCAAACCAGUGGUAGGUGGUAUAUAACCAAAUGCAGAUCAGCUCUAUGCAGGAUAAUGAUAAAUUCCCUUCUAGCUCUAUUGUAAAUUGUUGUACAUACGUCAUUUCAAUUACCAAGUUUCAGCAGCUUAUUCUUGUACAAACAUUUAGAAAAUAUGGCUUUUCUAAUUGGAUAUUGUAUUUUUUUUAAGUCUUCUUGAAGGCGCUUUAAUUGCUGCUAAAUAAUGUUGCUUCCUUACUAAAAAAUCGAAUGACCUCCUUAAAGGUGCAAAUUGACUGUACAUCAUAGAAUGAUAUUAAAAGCAGGCAUUCAUUAACAAUCAAGUCUUGUAAAAAUGAUCCAUGUUGAACAUAUGAAAGUUCUCUAAGAAAAAUUUUUAAAAAGUUCUCUAAGUCAGUUUCUUGGGUUCUAGGACUGUGGAGUACAUAAAUAUUAGAUUUCUAAAGUACUCAUGGCUAUUCUACAGUUUUAGAAGGGUUUUAACAGCAAGGUGGGAUCAUGGUCCCAUAAGCCAGCUUCUUGUAGUUUAUACAGAUUUGUUAAAAUGUGAACAUUUUCUGACUUCCAUGUAUGGUAGAGACCGUUGGUUUUGUUGUUUUGUUUUGUUUUUCAGGAUGCUGUAUUUCACUCCUGUAGGGAUAUUUCUAUUGUCACAUUCAUAAUGCUGAUACUAGUCCAUGUUGCUGAAAAAGGAGGCUAUACUUAACCACAGAUGCUCUUUAAAGUUGUACAGUGAAACUGUAGCUCUUCUUUCUGAUGUUGCAAGCCAUUUUGUUUUUCAUUGUACAUAGACACACUGUCUCUUUAAGAUGCUGCUGAAAUUGUAGAAAAUGUAGCUCAAACAGUAAUAAACAAUGAGAGUUAAAAUUUAAA